UGCGGCUGCCGCGUCAGGCCCAGGGGGCCCCACCUCGCCCGACUCCGCCCCGCCGCCGCCGCCGGGGCCGCCUCCCGAAAGGGCUGAGCCGCUGAGCUGGCCGGUUCCACGAGUUUGACAGUUUGAGGAGGAGGAGGAGGAGGACGAGGGCGCCACGGCAGCCAGCGCCGCCGUCCCCGCCGGUUCACCUCAGCUGCGUGGAAGGGGAAGGCGGCUCCGAGGGGAGUUUUGUUUCUAUCUCUGAGGGAGUUCUUGUCUCUUCCCGGCUGGAAAAAAAGCCGCCUCAGGGGAAGGGGAAAAGCGCGCCGGUCGCCGUCGUCGUCCUGAGGGAAAGUUGUCUCGGCCGCCUCAGCCGCAGUUGCGCCUUCUUGCCUCUCCUCCCUUCCCGUUCCAAGCAGCAGCAGCACCUCCACCACCACCAUGUCUCGGGACCCAGAAGAGGUGAAUAAGUUGACGGAAAGCACCUAUAAAAAUGUUAUGGAACAGUUCAAUCCAGGGCUGCGGAAUUUAAUAAACCUGGGGAAAAACUAUGAAAAAGCUGUUAAUGGUAUGAUUCUUGCUGGAAGAGCCUACUAUGAUGGUGUUGCUAAGAUAGGAGACAUUGCAGUUGCAUCACCUGUUUCUAAAGAAUUGGGGCAUGUUCUCAUAGAGAUUUCUAUUGCACAGAAGAAACUGAAUGACAGCUUAGAAGAAAGUUUCAAGAAAUUCCAUAAAGAAAUUAUAUCUGAGCUGGAGAAGAAGACUGAACUAGAUGUAAAAUACAUGAAUGCUACUUUGAAGAGAUACCAGAAUGAACACAGAAGCAAAUUGGAUUCUUUGGAAAAAUCUCAGGCUGAACUGAAGAAAAUCCGAAGGAAAAGUCAAGGAGGAAGGAAUGCAACAAAAUAUGAGCAUAAAGAAACUGAGUAUUUGGAAACAGUGACUUCUCGACAGAGUGAUAUUCAAAGAUUUAUUGCUGAAGGUUGCAGAGAAGCUUUACUUGAAGAGAAAAAAAGAUUCUGUUUUCUGGUUGACAAGCACUGCAGUUUUGCUCAACAUAUGCAGUAUUACCAUGUAGAGUGCUCAGAGUUACUUAACGCCAAGUUGCCUAAUUGGUUAGAAACUUGCAGCGAUGCUACCAAAGUGCCGGAGAAAAUCAUGACCAUGAUAGAAGAGAUAAAGACCCCUGGCUCCACUCCAAUAUCAGGAACUCCUUUGCCUUCGCCAAUGAUAGAAAGAAGCAGUAUGCUUGGAAACAAUUAUGACUCACUUCAUAGAAGUUCCCCCAGAGUACCCCCUGCACCCACAGGGAGAGCCUAUACUAGUCCUUUAGUUGACAUGUUUAACAACCCGUCAAUGGCCCCAAAGGCACCUUCAGAGAGAUUAAAUAAUUCAACAGAUCACGCGGAUGAUUCCAGUUUAUCACGAUCAACCUCUGUUGCCACAGGACUAAAUAUAAUGAAACGGCCAAAAGUUAAAACAAUAUUUCCUCACACCGCUGAGAGUAACAAGACUCUACUUAGUUUUGCACAGGGAGAUAUCAUCACACUACUUAUAUCUGAAGAAAGGGAUGGCUGGCUGUACGGAGAACAUGAUGUGACUAAAGCAAAAGGAUGGUUCCCAUCAUCAUACACAAAGCCUCUGGAAGAACCAGUGGAGGAGGCGAUUCGAGUGCCAGUGCCAAGUCCUGCACAUAUCCGAAGCAUCAGCUCAGUAAACUUAGCAGAGAGAGGUACAGUUAUCCUUCCCCCACCAGAUUACUUGGUACCUGGACAAACAAGAGCAACUUCAGAAGCAAGGCUGGAAUCUUCUAAAAGUUCUACUCUUAAAGCACCAGUAGCCAAACCAGAAAGUACCUCUCUUAAACCUGACAUGAAUGGCAUUAUAAAACCACCUUUCCUAAGUGGAGAAAAUCCCUUUGCUACCGUGAAACUCCGACCAACAGUAACAAAUGACCGAUCCGCGCCAAUACUUCGAUGAACAACAGUAACUCUUUUUUACCCUUCCUUGUUAAACACUGUCUUCAGCAAUAUGAUUUUCAAAUGCUAUCUGAAGUUGUUGUUUUUAAACAUUAUUUAAAUGUAAUUAAUGUGUACAGUAGCACUGGAAUGCUGACUUUUAAAAAAUAUUUUUGCUUCCUAUAUCAGCUAAUUAUUGAUGGGUUAAGAUGCUUGAAAAAUCUCUCCAUAUUACAGUGUGCCUUGUUUAGGAAGACAGAAUUGUCAAAAUAGGGAAGAGGUUUGAGUAAAUUGUAAUUACCAGCAUAAUUGAUCAUUUAUUGCUCUGUGCAAGUUGUAUUGAUAGUCCUAUGGGUAAGUUCCAAUUAUUAUUUAAGUUUGCUUGUACCGUUUACUUAGAUACAUGAAUACGCUUAGCCGAUUUUUAAAUAGACAAGCCAUUUUAAGGAUUGCUUUAACAUACAAUAGAAUACUAUGUAAAGCAAUAGUCUUUGUUUCUGCUGGGUAAGAUAAAUGUCUUAGAAUAAAGUAAGAAUAAAUAUUGAUCUUCUGAAUGUUCAGAGAAGUGUAAUAUCCUUAACAUGGUUUGCAAUAUGCCAAAGCACAAUAUUAUACUGUCUUCCUUUUAGCAAGAUUCUAUUGAAUAGGACUGAUUGAUACAAAUUCUUUCAGUGAUAAAUAACUACAAUUAGAAA
Podarcis raffonei (Aeolian wall lizard) is the source of this 2632-nucleotide messenger RNA. RefSeq names its product BAR/IMD domain containing adaptor protein 2 like 1 (gene BAIAP2L1). Gene Ontology annotation, molecular function: protein binding. The transcript has 14 exons. Gene Ontology annotation, cellular component: cytosol; nucleoplasm. Gene Ontology annotation, biological process: actin filament bundle assembly; positive regulation of actin filament polymerization; actin crosslink formation. The record is from RefSeq and is a predicted model, not a curated record. The coding region runs from base 421 to 1959 and encodes 512 amino acids. Lineage: Eukaryota; Metazoa; Chordata; Lepidosauria; Squamata; Lacertidae.